Messenger RNA from Helianthus annuus (common sunflower), 438 nucleotides. RefSeq lists its product as uncharacterized. The record is from RefSeq and is a predicted model, not a curated record. Bases 1 to 438 code for a protein of 145 amino acids. Lineage: Eukaryota; Viridiplantae; Streptophyta; Magnoliopsida; Asterales; Asteraceae. The transcript has a single exon.
AUGGAGUCCCCGAAAGUAUCCGCCAUCACAACAGAAGAACCCUGCUGGUACACUCCAAUUUUAAAAUUCCUCACAAAAGGGGAAUUACCCUCCGCCAGAGGCGAGGCCCAGAAGAUACAAACAAAGGCAUUACAAUAUGAGGUCAACAACAGCGUCUUAUACAGGAAGUCGUAUUUGGGACCACUAUUACGGUGUGUAUCCCUAGCGGAAACCAAGUACUUGAUCCAAGAAAUACACGUUGGUAUAUGUGGCAUUCACGCCAGACCCCAAGCAGUUGUCGCCAAAAUCCAAAACGCUGGAUACUAUUGGCUUGGGAUGCAUGAAGACGCGUUAGACGAACUCAGAAAAUGCCGCAGCUGUAAAAAAUUUGCCCCACAAACACCCCGCCCUAAGAAAAACUUGAUCCCCGUUACAGCGGCAUGGCCUUUUCAAAAGUAG